Equus quagga is the source of this 11970-nucleotide messenger RNA. It is a transcript of the gene WSCD1, whose product is annotated as WSC domain containing 1. Lineage: Eukaryota; Metazoa; Chordata; Mammalia; Perissodactyla; Equidae. Gene Ontology annotation, molecular function: sulfotransferase activity. The record is from RefSeq and is a predicted model, not a curated record. The coding region runs from base 2835 to 4181 and encodes 448 amino acids. The transcript has 8 exons.
CCUCCUCACGAACAGAGCAGGGACUUCUGCGUCUCAGGCCCUUGCUACCCACGGAGACAGGCCAGCCAGGCAUGGGUUUCCUCUCCAGACCGGUCAGUUCCAUCAACUGGCCAGCUGGUAGCUGAUUUGCCACUCGUUUUCUGAGGAACCCAAGCCUGCCCGCUUGAAACCAUUUCUUUCUCUGUUUUAUUAAUGUGGUAGUUAUUCAGCUAAUAUUUACUGAACUGUCCUCACACUGGGUCCCCGGUUAGGGUGUAGGAUCAGAAUGAUAAUGGCUGCUACUUAUUCGAACAUCUGUGUGCCAAGUAUUGUUCUGUACAGAGGUACGUCUAUUAUCUCAUUUAAUUUAAUCUUCAAACAGCCUUAUAUGCAAGCGGUGCUAUCACCAUUUUAAUGAUGAAGAAUUUGAGUUGCAGGGAAGUAUAAAGUAAUUUAAAAAUGUUUAUUAUUAAUAAUGAUAGAUUAACAAUAAAAACAGUCGCCACGAGCGCUAUUACUUGCAUCGGACACGUUUCCCGUGUUCCUUCAUGGCAUUCUCACAACCAGCCGGGAAUUCCAUGGAACCUUAGUCCCAUCCUACAAAUGAGGAAGCUGAUGCUCAGAGAGGGCAAGGUGCCCCUGCCAGGUCACACAGCUGUACAGCAGUGGAGCUUAGAUUUGAGACUAAGUCAGCCCCUUCCCAAAGUUGAGGUCCCCUGACUCCCCCAGAAACAUGGACGUGCCCGUCUCAGCCUGCCAGGGUCUUGAGCCCAGGCGCCUUUAGAACCUUUUGGUUAGUUUCUCAUUACCGUGGUAAAUGUUUAACUACCCCCGAGCUUGUGUCCGGGAUGUUUAAUUGAAGGCUGUAAUAGCAUUUCUUCUUUGCUGAGCAGCACAUCAGAUAUUUCUCAAAUACUAGUUUUCUUUCACAAAGUAGGGGGCUGCAGAGAACGAUGCAUUCUCGCUGAUCUGGCUGGAAGCUUUGCAGCGGUCCAUUCUGGCCUCAGUAGUCCUGAGACUUCCCUCGAGAGAAAGAAGCUCACAGGCCUGGGGGUGUCUGGGAGUCCUGAAGAGAGGGUGGUGGCCUGUGCCUGUGGACAGACAGUGGCUGGGGCCACGUGUGUGCCGAUGGGCAGCUGGGCUGAAGGUGACCUCUAGAGCUUCGUUGCCUGGAAGGGGGCAAGACCCUUUGGCAGACACUGAAGAAGGUGACCGUGGCUCCCUCUGCAGCCCCGGGUUCUCUAAUUGGAGGUCUCCGGGUCUUUCAGCCGUUCCUGCCGAGGCGGAGGGUCCAGUCUCCUGUCGUCUUGGUCGUGUUUCUCCGCUUUGCUUCCUUAAACUGGAGCCCUGGGAACUGCCGAUUGCAGUCGUCCAUAGGACUGCCCCCUCCUUGCAUCUGGGGUCUCUGCCCCUCCUCUUGGCUCUCAGAGGAUAUCAGUGUGGUUUUUAGGAGCUCUAACCCACGUUGACAAGGAGGUGUGCAUGAUGACAUUGUGCCUUACCCCAGUGAGUUCCUGCGGGGUCACCAGCUGGAGUAAAGGUGUGGCCCCCGCCCUCAGUGAGCCUUAAGUCAUGUUGCCGAGACGGGACACAACAGGCGAAAGAGAUUUUAACAAUAACAACAGUUAAUGAUAGGGAUUUGAGUGACAAGUUUUCCAGAUACAAAAUAGGAGAAUCUGGAGAAUGGGGAGGCCAUCGUGGGCUGGAGUGGUCAGGGAGACAAGCCGUAAAGGACAGGCAGGAAGCAAAGGGUGGACAUGGCAGGGGAACAGGGACAGGUCCAAAGGUGGGGCAGGAGAAAGGAGCCUGGGCGGGAGAGGCAGGUGGGGAGGGCAUUUCUCCGUGUGACAGUUGAGGAAACCGAGGCACAGAGUGGUGAAGUGAUUUAGCCCAGGUCAGAGGCAGAAUUCAGUGCGGCGUUCACAGCCAGAAAGAUGGCUUCCUGCUUCGGGCCGGGAGCGAGGGUUGGCAGACCCACUCCUCCCACCCGCUCAGCGGGCAGCGCGGGCUCCGGCUCUGCGCCAGGUUCUUAGCGGGAAUGAGAACGAGUCUCCCCUGCCCUCAGGGAGCUCCCAGACUGGGAGACCAGGACGGUCCUCCUCAUCAUGGAGCCCUUUGGGAAGCGGCAUGGGGGUGGGAGGCCUUGUUCCUUCCCAGAGACUAGCCGAUUUCCGAAGGCUGCGGCGCUCCGCACAGGCGCCGUUUCAGACGCCCCGGGGCCCAGUGCAGACGUUCUCCGGAGAGACGCGCAGCAUCUUCAUCACGGGCGCCCGAGCCGGAUCUCGCCGCAGCUAUCGUGGAUGUGGAUGCGCCUCCGCAGCUGGGGACCGUGUGAUGGCGUGUUUGCAAACUCCCGAGGCGCUGCUCCUUUCACAUGGCACGGCGCACUGACAUUUACAUGCCUAAUGCGCUUGCUUUGUGCUCGAGCUCUCCGGGCUUCUCCGCGCAUCCCUGGGAGACCCCUCCCGCUCUCCUCCCUCGGAGUGAUGGCGCAGGGCUCCCAGUGAUGUGGGCAUGGUUGGGUCAGCGCUGCCCCUGCUUCCUAGAGUCAUGUACCCCAGUGUCCUCUUCCAGGGAUGUGCCAGAGAUGCGCCCACUGGCCAGGACUCACUGUCCAUUCGCCCUAUUGAUUCCACACGGCACAGCUCGCUUUCACGCUGACAGAUGCUGCUUACACACCUCCAGCAAUGGGGGCUUUCUCCCUCCUGGGACGUCCGAUCUUUUCUUGAAAUAGCUCUCCGGGUUUGCACGAUCUUCUUUAGGUUAGCUAAAAUCAGAGUUUCCGUAACUAAUUUAUUCCCUCUGGAUCACAAGGAGGCGACAGAACCUGCCUCUCCGAGCCUGGGAGGGGAAAGAUGGAGAGGAGGGGGACAGGGGAGGCCAUUCAACCAGCCAGCCUUCGCACCUAUGUUGGAUGCUUCAGUGACGAUGGCCAAGAGAGGACCCUGAAGGGGGCCGUGUUUUAUGACCUGAGAAAGAUGACCGUCCCCCACUGCCAGGAUGCAUGUGCCGAGCGCUCCUACGUCUACGCUGGCUUGGAGGCCGGAGCGGAAUGCUACUGCGGGAACCGGCUCCCAGCGAUGAGUGUCGGGCCGGAGGAGUGUAACCACGAGUGCAAGGGGGAGAAGGGCUCCGCGUGCGGGGGUGCUGGGCGGCUCUCUGUGUAUCGCGUGGAGGAGUUGCAGCCAGCCUCCAGGAAGCGGAGGACCGUCACGUACCGAGGGUGCUUCAAGCUGCCAGAGAAUGUCACGCACGCCUUCCCCGACUCGCUGACACAGGCCAACGUGACCGUAGAGAUGUGCUCGGGAUUUUGUUCCCAGAAAGAGUUUCCCUUGGCCGUCCUCAGGGGCUGGCAGUGCUACUGUGCUUACCCCACGCCCCAGUUCAGCCUGCGGGAUGCCGUGGACGGCUCGCGGUGUGGCCAGGAGCCCGAGGCACAGAGGCUGGCAGAGUACUGCGAGGUCUACCAGACACCUGUGCAAGACACCCGGUGCACAGACAGAAGGUUCCUGCCCACCAAGUCCAAAGUGUUCGUGGCUCUGUCGAGCUUCCCGGGAGCCGGGAACACGUGGGCUCGGCACCUCAUCGAGCAUGCCACCGGCUUCUACACAGGCAGCUACUACUUUGACGGGACUCUCUACAACAAAGGGUUCAAGGGUGAGAAGGACCACUGGCGGAGCCGGCGCACCAUCUGUGUGAAGACCCACGAGAGUGGUAGGAGGGAGAUCGAGAUGUUCGACUCGGCCAUCCUGCUGAUCCGGAACCCGUACAGGUCCCUGGUGGCCGAAUUCAACAGGAAAUGCGCCGGGCACCUGGGCUACGCGGCUGAUCGCAACUGGAAGAGCAAAGAGUGGCCAGACUUCGUCAACAGCUACGCGUCGUGGUGGUCCUCGCACGUCCUGGACUGGCUCAGGUACGGCAAGCGGCUGCUGGUCGUGCACUACGAGGAGCUGCGGCACAGCCUGGUGCCCACGCUGCGCAAGAUGGUGGGCUUCCUCAAUGUGUCCGUGAGCGAGGAGCGGCUGCUCUGCGUGGAGAACAACAAGGAGGGCAGCUUCCGGCGGCACGGCCGGCGCCCUCCUGACCCCGAGCCCUUCACCCCGGAGAUGAAGGACUUGAUCAAUGGCUACAUCCGGACAGUGGACAAGGCCCUGCGUGACCACAACUGGGCUGGGCUGCCCAGGGAGUACGUGCCCAGAUGAUAGGCCCCAGCCGCUCUGCCCACCCCGCCGAGAGCCGGCCACCCCCACGGGCUGCGCACGCGCUCGCUGGGACACACGGCUGCUUGUGCCACCCGCAGGGAGGCCUGCCCGGGUUCUGCGUCCCUCAUGCGCAGGGAGACCCGGACACAAGCCUUUAGGCCACCCAGGCAGACACGAUGUUGUGGGACAGACACCCACAAGCUCUCACAGACACGCUUAGACCGCCACUCCAUGUUCACAGUGCCUGUUUUGAUGCGCCCAAGCUGCCACGCAGGGUGCACCAGCCAAUCCCAGACUUGCAGACACAGGCACGCAGAUGCCAGGUUCUGCAUUGCCGGAGGCUGUCUGUCUGUUUCACACACAUACGCACACAUGUGCACCUCGGGCUCCUGUUUCCUGGAGUUUCCUGUUUCCAGCCCCAGGCUCGGACUCACCUGUCAGGGGCCUUGGUGCAGGAUGCCGGGCAGGGGGCCACUUGUGCUGUGAGCCGCAGACCUCGGCAGGGCAGUGGGCGCAGACUGUGGCUGCUGGGCCGUGCAGCUCUGACCGCCUGCCUGCUGUCCCAUAAAUAGGGGCCGUGUGAUGACCAGGCACCACAGCUCUGCGGCUCCACCUCCCCCUUCUCUGCGGGUGGGCUGAGCGGAGCCCCCAAUACACUCACCGACCUCAGGACCCCCUGCAAGUUCUGUGCACCCCCCGCCGCCCCUUCCAACAUGAAUCCUCCUUGGAGUGGGGCCUCCUUGCCUGGCUUUUUCCUCUAUGGUCCCCAGAAAAGCUGGAAAUUUGCGCCAUGCCCCAGAAGCAGGGUGUGAGGGCAAGAGGACAGUGGGACAGGGAAGGGCUGGGCCUCCAGGGGAGCCCUGGACCCGAUGCCAGCAGGAGGGACCUUGGGUGGGCCUGGGGAGACCCAGGAGGGAUGGGUCUUGGGGACCAUUGGGGAUGGUUGCCCCACCAUUUUGACAGUCCCCUGCUCUUUGUGGGUUGCCCCCUGGGGUCAUGAGGAAGGGGCGCUGCAUGGCCCAUCCACAUGCCUCCCCCCCACCGCCGGGGCGAGGCUGUGGCUGCAGCUUCUGCCUGACCUCCCUGGUGGCCGGUGGCUGAGCUCUCUCUGACCCUCUGUUGUUCACCCUGCCGCUUCCUGUCCUGGGCCUCUUUGCCACACUCUCUGUCUGUUUCUGUGAGGCUGACAUCUUCCCCACUUGUUCAUCCAUUUCCUCAACAAAAAUGGAAGGGCGCUCACAGAUGCUGAUGCCAGCAGUGUGCUGGCCUUGGCCUUGGCCUUGGGGAGAAGAUGGAUAGGAAGGCCCCCUCCCCCACCCCCAGCUCACAGUUUGGGAGGGGGAGGAGGGGUUGUCACAAAUGGGAGUGAGAAACGCAGUAGCAGAGGAGCGUGUGUGCUGUGGCUGCUCCCGGCGGGUCAGCCCCUAUGCCUGCGGUCUUCAGGGAACGCAUCACGGUGGCUUUGAACUGGUCUUGAGGCAUCUGUAGGAAUUAUCCCAGCAGAGCAGAGGGGAAGGGUAAUUGAGGCAGAGAGAACAGCAUGUGCAAAGGCUCAGAGGCUUGGAAAACGCUGGUGUGCUUUGCAAAACAGGUGAAUGGGGUGUGGGACGUGUGUGUCUCUCUGAGUCUAUGCAGUGGUGGGGGGGGAGUGGGUGAAUGAGGUCAGAGGUGGGGACACAAAAAGGGACUGUCCUUAGAGCCACUCAGUGCUCAGCUGAGAGGGGCAGCGGUGCUGAUGUUAAUUACCCUCUCUGGUCACCCUUCAUUACACAUCUUGGGCUCUGGAAGGAGGCAGUGGAGACCAGGGGGCAUAGGUCUGGAGGUGGAGGUGGACCCAGGAGUACAGCCCAGGGCGGUCAAGACACAGGGAGGGCCAUGGAGAGCUCGGGUGCACCCUGACCCCUGUGAAGGGGAGGGAGGUGGGCCAGCCUGAACUUGGACAGCUCUGAGCCCUCUGCAGCCUCUCCAAGCCUAGGGUAACCUGGCUGGGCCCCCUGGUCUGACCUCCCCUCAGCCUGAGCCAAGCUGCAUUGGGAGGAGAAGCCAGGGCGAGGAGUUUGGGAAAAGCGGGCAUGGAAGGGCCCUGACCUCUGUUCCCUGGCCGGCAAUGGGGAGGGCAGACAGGGCUGGAGGGCCUGGUGGAGCCGCCCUUCCUCAGAGGGAACCCUCCCCAGCCUUCGGCUUUGCCAAUGAGAGUACUUGAGCUGUGUGCUCCUGGUGGCCUCCAGGUCCUUCCUGAGGUUCCCCCACACCCACUGCUGCUGAGGCUGUUUAGACCCAUCCACAGCAUCACUCGGCUCAGCCCAAAGCUGGAAACACCAGGGUCUUUGUAAACGUUUGUUGGCUCAGCGUGGCUCCGAGGUCAAGUCUGUGAAGGCUUCUGAUGGGGCUGUUUCUCCCAAGUUGUGGGAGCAGUUGAGACCCUCCAGGAGUUCCACACUGGCAUGGAAGGGGUCCCAGCUGGUACCUGCCUCCCAGAGCAAACCUAGUCUCAAAGGAGGCGGCAGACCAACUGGUGGAGGACAGGGACGCUGGCCGCCUCCUGAGACUGGCUCCUGGGCUGGCCUCACUCUCCCUGGCCACCUAGACAUCUUCAGGGAGAAGACUCAGAAGCUGUGGAGGCUGGGAAGGAGAGAGGUGUGGCCAGGGGACCCACUGGGAGGGACCACAGCUGGGGUUUGGCCCCCAGGGCCCCCCACCCAGGAGUCAGGAAAGCAACAGCGCCAGCCGGUUCCUCCUGGUGCUUGGGUGGGUCCAUUCCCUGCUGCCAGGUAUGAGAGACCUCCUCUCCUUCCAGGUGGAGUGCCAUCUGCCCCGAUGGCCUUGGAGUUUCCUGUGCACUGUAGCCGGGCAUGCAGAUGAGCAGAAUGAUGGGGUCAGGGUGUAUCCCGGCCAUGCUGAGUCAGUCCAAACAGCAAGGCACCUGACACUAGGCAGGUGCUCCUGGCUGUUGGCUGAGCAAGGAGAUGCAAGGCCCUGCCCGCUGCUGCUGGUUCUCAGCAGCCGUCCUCAGGCAUGCCUCUGGGAGAGCAACUCGGAAGCGCAGGAAGGGGAUCUGUCUGUCCUUUUGGGAAAGUCCGUUUGUCUCUGUCCAAGUUAGGUCUCAUUGAUAGCUCUCAGCUUCUCGGUAGAGAGGCUGCUGUCCAACCAGCCAAGGAGUAAACAUGGAUGCGUAUUUAGGGGAGAAGUGUGGCAAAUGCUUUAGGAACCAAUCAGAAGAGAACAGUGAAACCCUGUCUGCAGAUUCCAACGUUAAUAGCAAGGCUGUGGAGUUCCACAAACCUGUGUUAAAACAUGUAAUUUUCAUGGAUUUCAUCUCCCGUUGUAGAUCAAUUUGGAAAAACCAAAAUAUAUAAUUUUAAAAAACUGUAAAACACAUUCUGAUAAUCCCAGUGAUGUGUAAAUGAGAGAGAAGAAUAGACAGGCUUCCAGACCCUGGGAAGAAAGCUGCUUAAUUAUGUGAGCAUCUUAUACUGAAGUCUCUUGCCGCUAAAAUUAGAUUGUGAGUGCAUGAAUAUGCGAUAAUGUUUGCACACCAGAAUGCAUUUUUUUUUUCCGUAAAAGUAGCGGGAGCUACUUGGUUCUUAGGGGGCCCCAAGAGAGAAGGUGGAAGUACUGGGGUUGAUCUUUGUGGCUGCAAGAACUCUUGGGCAUAGGCUCAUUUUAUUCGACUGGAAACUCAUUGGAGGUGGUUGAAAUGGAAUGCCUCCGAGGUGGUUCAUUCAGGUUUAGGGAGAAAUUGAUUGGUCUGAACCCACAUUGAUCACCACUCAGUUUGGGCGAAUUGGCCUGAACAAGGUUUAAGUAGAAGAGAGAGUGGAUAUAAUAUAGGGUCUGCAGAUGGAAGGGCUGGAUUGUGGUCCCAGCUCUGCUCUGCUGUGGUCUUGGACAAGGCCUUUCCCUCUCUGGUCUCCAUUUCCCAUCUAUAGAUAAGGGAUGUGAUGGAUGUUGUUGGUUGCAUUCCCAAUGUUCAUCCCCCACUUCCUUUCCCGCAGCUCCUGAUUUCUGUUUGGGGAUUUUAUGAUCUGGCUGAACUGACUCAGUCGUCACUUCAAGGGGUAAAGCAUGACCUGGGCUAAGCCAACAGCGCAUUCCAUCUCUCUGGCUACAGUGAUUGGUUCAGACAUGGUGGCUUCAGACAUGGUCAUGUGAGCCAAGGUAGUGCAGCCAGAGGGAAUUUCAAGACUUUUUCCAGGAAUGUUGGGUAGGGACUCUUUUUAUCCCCCCUGCUGGAUGUGAAAGCGGAGCUGGGUAAUCCUAGGUGUUGAUCGGGGCUGCCUUGGGACCAUGGAGGGGAACCACUCUCAGCAUGAAGCUACACUGCUGAAGGAAGAGUCAAGAGGCAGAAAGAAGCCAGGUCCUUGAAGACGUUAAGUACAGGAUCAAGCUUUGCCUGCAACUGGCCCUACCUCUGGAUGGUUUUGUUACAUGAGCCAAUAAAUUCCCUUUAUUGUUUAAGUUGGGCUGAAUUGGGUUUUUGUUACUUACAGCCCAGAGCCGUGUCCAAAGGGCUUGGAUUGAAAGGCCCUGGAGCUCCGACAUCCUCUGUCUCUGUGGCUGAUGUAGGCAAAGACUGAGACUCAGACCAGUAUGAGCUGGUAGGAUUGGGAAGCUGUUUUCUAAAAGGAAUGAGGCUGGGUAUGAAAUGCUCAAUAGGAAGCUAUGCUCAGUCAGCCAGAACAAGUAGCAUUUGUAAGUCAGUACACAAUGAGGUCACCUAUAUAUCCUUAGAAAAUCGUUCCUCUGAUUGCCCAGCUCAAGCCAUCAGUUGUCUCAUUUAACCCUUAACCAUCACUUUGUUAUUAUCUCCACUUGACAGAUGGGGAGACUGGGAUACCAGCCUGUAAUGACUGGAAAAGUGUGGCCCAGCUGUAUUUGCCAUAACUCCUUUCAUGACAGAUGUGAUGUGGUGUUGGAAGGAAUUCUGUGAUAAGCUAUUUGGAUUAGGGGGGAGACCCCCCCUCAAGGGACAUGUUUCAGUAACAACUGAUGGGCAGUAAACUGCCUUGAAGAAGGGUGGGUAUGGUUAACCAUACAGCUUUGGUUUUGCUGAGUGAGACAUGCAAGCUUGGGGCAGAGCACAAUUGCUGCCAUUGGAGGGGAGGUAGGAUAAUGCCACUGAGAGUUCCCUUCUUCUGUCCUUUCCUCUUUAACCCUACUGUGUGCUGGAAAUAUGAGGGACAAAGGGAGUUGUUUGUGGCCCCUAUCUUCAGACUCCCCUUGGAGUGUCUGACUAUAAUACAUAUGCCAGGAUGGAGAUCUAGAUGGUAUGUAGAGAAAGCCAAGGGUCCCAGGAAAUCAUGAGUGCUCCCUUUUGUCCCCAGUGCUCCCUUUUGUAACUGAAGAUAGAUUUGGGCCCCUCCUGAGAACUUCUACCAUGAAAAACCAUUGCAGAAAUCUGGGUCCCUGCCAAGAGAAAUAUGAGCAGAUCCACCCUAAAUGACAAGCAUAAUUGUUUAUAUAAAAUGAGGAAUCUUGAUAUCAAACAAAAAUAGAAACAAUUCCAGCUGAUGCUGUGAGUGUAAGAAUGAGUGGAAUGAAUUAACUUUCCAAGGUGACUUCAGUACCUAAGACAUUUUUUCCAGGUUCAGACAUCAGCAGUGACAGAUCUGUGGCUUGAUGGUGUGGCCAAUGAUGCUCAAUGACAGAAAACAGUGUUCUUACAGUCACGAAGUUCCACAGACGUCAUCCCACAUGUGCCUCAGUGAGGGAGACAGUCUUAUUUCCAUUUGGGCGGAAGAGAAAUUUAGUUUCUGAGAUUGAGCUGCCCAAAGUUCAAACCCUUUAUUUUACAGAGGAGAAAAAUGAGACUCAGAAUGGGGAAGGGUUUCCUACAAGGUCGUGCUCUGAGAAUGAGUGUGGAGCCAGGGCUGGAAUGUGGGCUCUUUCCAUGAAAGCGCCUGAUUGCCCCUGUACUGCAUCCCUAUGGCUCUUCCAGAAGUGGCUGGAGAUGAGGCGGGUAUGCACAUUCAGCUCCUAUGAAAGCGACCCCAUUAAUUUCACCGCUAAUUCUUUGCCAAAAUAAUUUUUGUGAGUACCUGAGUUCAAUUUUAAGGGCCAUUUAUCAAGUAUUACCAGAACUUGAAAACCUGCUCGGGCCUUUCCAAAGCAGUGAGGUUGGAGAGAGGGACCACAACUUGCAUAAGAUAGGAGCCCAGAGUUUUCAUCUUAAGUCACAAACAUCCCAAGCAGCAGAAAGGCCCUGCUCCUCCAAGAUAUUAAUAGAUAAGCAUCUUUGGUGCCAGAGUCCAGCAGUGUGUGUGUUUAUGAGUAUGCGUGUGUGAGCUCCAGCUGCUGACAGACAACUGCCCCUUUGAAUCACAUGCCAGCCUUCCUGACCACUACAAGUGACCAGAGCCUGGCCACCUGGAAUUUGGCAUCAACCUACUUGGAUAACUGUCUUCCCCCACAGUCAGAGCUACCGCAUCCAGAUGACACAGUAUCCACUCCCGCUUUGGAAGGCGGGGCACACGCUUAGUACGUUUCUGGGAGGAAGCCUGGGAGAGCAGAGCAAUGGUACUAGGCAUAGACACUUCCAUCUGGACCCAGCCUUCAGCCACCUAAAUUGUACCACGGGACUUGCCAAAGGUUGAGAUUACACCUCACCAGAUUCACCUGGAUUAGUUUUCUAUUGCUGCAUAACAAAUUACCGCAACCUGAGCAGCUUAAACCAACACACAAAUGUCAUCCCGCAGCUUGUGUAGGUCAGGAGUCUGGGCGUGGCUCAGCUGGGUCCUCCACUUCAAGAUCUCACUGGGUGGCCAUCAAGCUGUUAGCCAGACCGUAUUCUCAUCUGGAGGUUCAACCGGGAAAGUGUCCACAUCCAGGCUCACUCAGAUUUUUGGCAGAAUUGAGUUGCUUGUGGUUAUAGGGCUGAGGGCCUCAGUCCCUCUGACCCACCCGUAAUUCUUGACUUGUGGGCCUCUCAUAGGAAGUUCCCAACAUGGCUGUUGGCUUCUUCAAGGUUGGCUGGAGAGUGAGACAGAGUGUUACACACAUUACAUAAUCACAGAAUGCCAUCCCUUCUCCUUUGCCAUUUUCUACUGGAUAGAAGCAAGUCAUGGGCUCCACCCACUCUCAAGGGUAGGGCAUGAAAGGCAGGAGGUGGGCAUCAUUGGGGACCACCUUUGGGUCUGUCCAUCACAACAUCAAUAUGGAAAAACAUCAAUUUGGAAAACAUCAAUCCAGAAAUCAGUACAUUCUUGAUGGUCUCUAGAGCAGUGCUGACCCCUGGAUUGCAUUAAAUGCAGUGGAUGUUUUGAAGAGUCAUCCAGGAGAACCAGGUUGUAUCCAUCUCAUAAUGAGUUCAGGGCUGAUGUCCCCAGUCCACUGCACUGACAUUAACAGAAUCAUUAGGAACAUCCCCAAUUCAUAUUGUCCAUCUCUAUACUCUUUUUUUAAUUUGUCUUGCUCAGUACAUAGUGGGCCUUUCAGCAUCUGGACUUCUUUCUUUAAUUCUUGGACAUUAACUAUUUUUGAUUUGAAUGUUGCCACCUCUUUCCUUCUCCAACCCCUCAUUCAGGCAUUCUUUUACACUGACACGGGAACUUAAGAAUCCAGUUUUUACACCUCAGCUCUUUUUCCAUACUGUCCGUCUCUCAGACCCGUUGUCCUGGGUUCUGGGAGAAUUCUUCGCAUUGAUAGUCAAACAUUAUCAUUUGCUCUUCACUGUGUACAUUCUUCUCUUCAACCCACCUGUUGAUUACUAUAAUUAUGGUUUGUAUUCCUGAGACAGCUAAUUGAUUUUUUAUAGCAAUCUGAACUUGUUUCACAGAAGAUACCCCUUCAA